CUCUCCUGCUGCUGCUACGUAUUUCUCCCUGGUCCCAAUCUCCCCAAGGCUGGUCUCGCUUCAGCUCUAGGAUACCAGCUAUCCGACCCUCAUUGCUAUGCGAGCUUGAAACUGCCAGUGUUUUGUCCGAGGCAUGGCAACCUGCCUCUUCCCGUGACAUAAUUCGGAAAGCGAAAUGCGCGGAGCCAGGACGCUCGUCUCCUGGGCUUCAGGUGCUAUCCCAAGGCAGAUUACUUGUACUCAGUCAAGCGGAGAUAUUCUGGUCCAUCUUUGUCGCCAGCCAUAUGCACCUGCAUUGAGAUCAGGUAGUAAUGGCUCUGUUCGGACAUUUUCGGUGGUUUCCGGCUUGAAUCGCAACAGCAAUUGUCUCCGUCCCCACGCCGGGUUAUUGUGCUCGCCUUCGUUGUGCAUCAAUGACUUGGGAGCUACCUUGAACCAACCUAGAAUAAUCGAUCAUGUACGAUUCCUAUCCUCUACGCGAUGUCUGUUAGAAGCGAAACCGCCAGCCACACGUCCGAAACAAGUUGCGGAAUCCGGCAGCAACGGUCGGGCUGAAGAAGAGGAGCCAGAGAAGGGAUUUGAACUGUCGGAGAAGGGGGUUCAGGCAGCACAGAUUAAUCUGAGUGCAAAAUUGUCCAAGGACAGCACCGGGGGAAAGAAGGCCAACUUCAAGGAAAUUACAAGACUGUUGAAGAUUGCACGUCCAGAGGCGAAAUCACUCACGUUUGCUAUCAUCUGUCUGUUUAUAUCAUCGUCCAUCAGUAUGUCACUUCCCUUCGCGAUUGGAAAAGUCAUCGAUACCGCAACCCAGAGCACAGGCGAGCUCGGGGGCGAGCUGUUUGGCCUGAGCCUCCCUGUGUUCUAUAGUGCGUUGGCUGGAAUCCUUGUCGUGGGAUCUGCGGCCAAUUUUGGUCGUGUUAUCACACUUCGGAUUGUCGGGGAACGGAUUAUCUCGAGGCUACGUUCAAAGCUUUACCGACAGACUUUUCUCCAAGACGCGGAGUUCUUCGACGCGAACCGUGUAGGCGAUCUGAUCUCCAGGCUUAGCACGGAUACUCUGAUCGUUGUCAAAAGUGUCACGCAAAACCUCUCAGACGGUCUGCGCGCCCUUGUCAGUGGUAUAGCUGGAUUUAGCUUGAUGGCCUAUGUCAGCAUUAAACUGUCUAGUAUUCUCGCCCUGCUCCUGCCCCCUAUUGGACUCGCAGCUUUCUUCUAUGGACGGGCCAUGCGACAUUUGAGCCGCAAGAUCCAGAAGAACUUGGGGACCUUGACGAAGAUUUCAGAAGAACGACUUGGAAACGUGAAGACUAGCCAGUCCUUUGCUGGAGAGAUCAUCGAGGUUCACCGCUACAACACUCAAAUUCGGAAUAUCUUUCAACUCGGGAAAAAGGAGGCUCUUAUUAGCGCCAGUUUCUUCAGCUCCACUUCCCUUAUGGGGAAUCUGACAAUACUUGCCCUCCUUUAUUUUGGAGGAGGGAUGGUCCAGUCAGGUGGCAUUAGUAUUGGAGAACUGUCCUCGUUCUUGAUGUAUACAGCCUAUGCAGGCUCCAGCAUGUUUGGACUGUCCAGCUUCUACUCCGAGCUGAUGAAAGGUGCUGGCGCUUCCAGUCGACUUUUUGAAUUGCAGGACCGUCAACCAACGAUUCAUCCGACCAAGGGGACAAAAGUAGUUUCUGCGCGUGGUCCAAUUCGCUUCGAGAACGUCUCCUUCAGCUAUCCAACCCGGCCCGCCGUUACUAUAUUCAGAGACUUGGACUUUGAAAUUCCCCAGGGACGUAAUGUUGCCAUUGUCGGGCCUUCAGGAGGAGGCAAAUCGACCAUCGCAUCGCUGUUGCUUCGAUUUUACAAUCCUACCCAUGGCAGAGUUCUGAUUGGCGGGAAGGACAUCAGCGAAAUGAAUGCUAAGUCCCUGAGGAGAAAGAUAGGCGUUGUCGCACAAGAGCCGGUUCUAUUCUCAGGAACCAUUGCCGAGAAUAUAUCCUACGGCAGACCUGAUGCAACAAGGGCAGAUAUUAUUGCGGCAGCCCGAAAGGCAAACUGCCAAUUUAUUAGUGACUUCGUAAGUGGAUGAUAGACACUCUAUCCGGAGAACCAUUUCCCUCUCUAACAGAGUCUGUAGCCGGAUGGCCUUGAUACACAAGUGGGACCGCGCGGAACGCAACUCUCCGGUGGCCAAAAGCAGCGCAUUGCCAUUGCCCGUGCCCUUGUUAAGGACCCGGAUAUCCUGAUUCUGGAUGAGGCAACGUCUGCUCUCGAUGCUGAAUCUGAGACGCUGGUGAACAGUGCACUGGCAGCUCUGCUUCACAGCAAAAACACAACGAUCAGCAUUGCCCAUCGUCUUUCAACGAUUAAGCGAUCUGACACGAUCAUCGUUCUCGGUCCGGAUGGCAAGGUAGCCGAACAAGGCUCAUACGAGGAACUCAGCUCGCGACCGGACGGAGCCUUCACGAAAUUGAUGGAAUGGCAGAUGAACGGUAGCGAUGCUACGCUGUCGCCUACGAGUGCCUAUGCGCCUUCAGUGCCAGAGGAAGAAAUGUGGGAGCUGCAAAAGGAACAGGAAGAGCAAGAGAAGGCAGCAGAAGAGGGAUACGAAGACGAAGACGGGAAAGACAACGGAACAGCAAAAAAAAGAAGCACAAGCGAGCAAAAAGCAAGCUAGCAGUUAGAUAGAGGAUAUAUCUUUGGGGAGUUUCUUUUUUCUUGUGAUUUACGUGGGUACAUUUGCAAUUGAUGGUUCAUAUAGAAGUCCGGACAUGCGGAUAAACCGGUGGGAUUGGUUUGAGUUGCAGCAUAUAUGUGAUUUGAUUCUACUGUAUUUAUUUACUUCUUGAAUAAUUAUAUCUGAAGUCCAUGAAGCAUAUGAAAGCGCAUGCCGAGGCAGGCAUAAAAUCAC
This is a messenger RNA of Monascus purpureus, 2893 nucleotides long. NCBI's taxonomy places the organism in Eukaryota, Fungi, Ascomycota, Eurotiomycetes, Eurotiales, Aspergillaceae. The record is from the annotation of a GenBank genome assembly.